AUGCGGCUCCCCUUUGCCGCCGCGAGCAUCGCCUCGCUGCUUCUAUCAUGCACCAUCCCCAUCUCCGUCGCCGGCGAACACACCUCCAACUGGGCCGUACUCGUGUCCACCUCACGCUUCUGGUUCAACUACCGACACCUCGCCAACGUCCUCUCCCUCUACCGAACAGUGAAACGACUCGGAAUUCCGGAUUCGCAAAUCAUCCUUAUGCUCCCGGACGACAUGGCCUGUAAUCCACGCAAUGCCUUCCCUGGGACAGUUUAUAGUAACGCCGAUCGAGCGGUUGACCUGUACGGAGAGAAUAUCGAGGUUGAUUAUCGCGGUUACGAGGUUACGGUCGAGAAUUUUAUAAGAUUGCUUACCGAUCGGCUGGAUGAGGAUGUGCCGCGGAGUAAGCGUCUGGGCUCUGACGCGGGCAGUAAUGUGUUGGUAUACAUGACUGGCCACGGUGGGGACAGAUUUUUGAAGUUUCAAGAUUCAGAGGAAAUUGGCGCAUGGGAUCUGGCGGACGCAUUUGGACAGAUGUGGGAGAAGAAGCGAUAUCAUGAAUUGCUUUUCAUGAUUGAUACGUGCCAGGCGAACACGAUGUACACGCAUUUCUACUCACCAAACAUUAUCGCCACGGGUUCCAGCGCGCUCGACGAAUCAUCCUACUCACACCAUGCAGAUAAUGACGUCGGCGUCGCCGUCAUCGAUAGAUGGACAUACUACGUCCUCGAAUUUCUAGAGACGCAAGUAACCUCACCAAACUCAAAACUUACACUCGGCGACCUAUUCGACUCUUACGACGAGAGCAAGAUCCAUUCCCAGCCUGGACUGAGAUGGGAUCUGUUCCCCGGCGGUGAGCAGGAGGGUCGUCUACGGACCGUGGUUGAUUUCUUUGGAAAUACGCAGAAUGUGCAGGUGGAAAGUAACGCAACGACGGGGCCGGGGUCUUUAAAGGAGGAUUUGGAUGAGAUUGCGAAAUUGGUUGAGAAGUGGCAGAGGCGGGAAGAGGAGKAUCCAUUCUUGACGCAGAAUACUACUACACUCUCCGAUCACAAGGACAAACGUUCGGAACCGUCGCCUGCUGCUGGUACGGAGCGUCGACGACAGGUUGUUGCGGGGGCUAGUAAGAUGACUGAUGAGGACAGUUGGACGAAACGAUUAGUUGGUUUGGCGGUUGUUGGUGCAGGUACUGGACUCUGGCUGGCUGGAUCAGUCUUGGGUCGAAAGGCUUGA
Talaromyces amestolkiae is the source of this 1221-nucleotide messenger RNA. RefSeq lists its product as uncharacterized. The record is from RefSeq and is a predicted model, not a curated record. The coding region runs from base 1 to 1221 and encodes 406 amino acids. Gene Ontology annotation, molecular function: GPI-anchor transamidase activity. Gene Ontology annotation, biological process: protein localization to cell surface; proteolysis; attachment of GPI anchor to protein. Gene Ontology annotation, cellular component: GPI-anchor transamidase complex. NCBI's taxonomy places the organism in Eukaryota, Fungi, Ascomycota, Eurotiomycetes, Eurotiales, Trichocomaceae. The transcript has a single exon.